AUGGCGAACCGCGGCGCAACAUGGGACCCCAAGGUCCAUACCAUCCGCGACCUGAUGGAGUUGGGAAGCAAGAAACUGCCUAAGAUGUAUAGGGACUACUACAACGAAGGUGCCAUGGAUCUUGUCACCCUGAAGGACAACGAAGAAGCAUACAACCGUUACAAGAUCCUUCCCCGGAUCCUCGUCAACGUCGACAACAUUGAUCUUUCCACAACGAUUUUCGGUACAAAGGUAAUACUCUGUCGCGGCCGCCGCCAGAUACUCUUCAAGAAGCUCUGCUGA
Messenger RNA from Colletotrichum chrysophilum, 282 nucleotides. RefSeq lists its product as uncharacterized. Lineage: Eukaryota; Fungi; Ascomycota; Sordariomycetes; Glomerellales; Glomerellaceae. The record is from RefSeq and is a predicted model, not a curated record. The coding region runs from base 1 to 282 and encodes 93 amino acids. The transcript has 2 exons. Gene Ontology annotation, molecular function: oxidoreductase activity.